AUGCUAAAAUUGGGAAAGCUCAUUACCGCUACCACAACCUCCUUUGAGAUCUUUAAUUUUGACAUGUCGGUAAUGGCGCGCACCGGUAGACCAACAAUCGUGGAUUUUUCUAUUGAACCCGAGCCAUUUGGAACUGGUGGAUUUCGUAAGGCGUUCAAAGCGACUUCCAAUGACAGAGGAUUCAAUGGCUCAACAUGGGUGGUGAAGAGGUAUCUAGAAAAGGCUGCGGUCGACAUCAUUGCUAUUGGACAGACACUAGAAGAACAUACAAAGAAGGUAGUGCAAAUGCACUGCCUUGCACAAAAUUUCGCAGCUAAGCUUAAAGAGGAGCUUCAUGCAAGCGAUGAUGAAAUUCUUUUUGGGGAAACCAUGAGUUACAAGAAGAUAUGCAUGAUUGAUUGGAAUGAUUGGCAAAGAGUAUGUAACAGCAGAAGAUUUUAUAGAGGGGACAUUCCGCAAAUAUAUCAACAACAAUGGGAGCAUAUGUGA
This is a messenger RNA of Pocillopora meandrina, 489 nucleotides long. Lineage: Eukaryota; Metazoa; Cnidaria; Anthozoa; Scleractinia; Pocilloporidae. The record is from the annotation of a GenBank genome assembly.